AUGACUAGUACGAUUCCAAAGAUUAGAGAUGCUCUUCAUGCGACAUUCCGUAGCGGAUUGACGCGUCCUUUACCGUGGCGUCAGCACCAGCUAUACCAGCUUGCACGCAUGGCGCAGAAUGAACGGGAGCUCAUUUACGAUGCCCUACAAAUAGACCUCGGAAAGCCGAAAACAGAGGUCUUGGUGAACGAAGUGGGCAGCAUCAUCGCAAGAGCUGUGAAGAGUGCAAAACAACUCCCAGAGUGGGCCAAGACUGAAUAUCCUGACGUGGCUGAUCGGCAGAAGUUAUGGAAGCCAGCGAUCUACAAGGCUCCGAAGGGCAAUGUGUUGAUAAUCUCACCGUGGAACUACCCUAUGGUCCUCAGUUUCCAACCUCUCAUUGGAGCAAUUGCAGCAGGCUGCACCGCCGUACUAAAACCCUCUGAGCUUCUCCCCACCUUCUCACAGCUCUUGGAGGAAAUUGUGCCAAAGUACCUCGACCCAAAUGCGUACCGUGUUGUCAAUGGUGCUGUGCCUGAAACUACAGAGCUUCUCGAGCUUCAAUGGGACCAUAUUUUCUACACGGGGAAUGGCAAGGUCGCCAGGAUCGUCGCCAGCGCUGCCGCUAAGCACCUGUCACCACUGACACUGGAAUUAGGUGGAAAGAGUCCUGUCAUUAUCGACUCGGCAUACGAUAUCGAUCUUGCCGCCAAGAGGAUCUUGUGGGGCAAGUGCAACAAUGCAGGACAGAUCUGUGUGGCACCUGACUAUGUCCUCAUACAGCGGGACAAGCAGGACGAGCUGGUCAAGGCAUUCCAAAAGCAUUAUAACGCAUUCUUCCCCAAGGGUGCGCUGGAUUCGCCAUCGUUCGGAAGUAUCGUGUCAGAUUCGCACUAUAAACGCCUCAUUUCACUUCUUUCCCGCACAAAGGGUGAAGUCGUUCUUCGGGGUCGCGCUGAUGCCGCAAGGAGGAGACUUGAGCCCACCAUUGUUAAGGAUGUCGUAGAUGGCGACUCCUUGCUCGAAGAAGAAAUCUUUGGUCCGAUAUUACCUAUCGUGCCCGUAGAUUCUCUCCAACAGGCAAUCAACUUUGUUAAUGCACGAUCUCAUCCGCUAGUUCUGUACACUUUUAGUGACAACGAGAGCCUGAAGCAACAGCUUGUCUCGGAAACACAGAGCGGUGGUAUUGUUUUCAAUGACACCUUCCAACAGCUCGCCGUGAGCGAACUACCAUUUGCAGGGGUGGGCGAGUCGGGCUAUGGAUACCAGUUUAUGAAACAUACGUAUGAUACGUUCACGCAGCUUCGUAGUUCUAUUGAUAUGCCGAAGGAGGCUGAGGCACAACUAGCGAUGAGGUAUCUGCCUCAUUCGGAGGAGGCGGUGAAAGCGCUCACUGCUGCGGUGUAUACGCCUAUUCCACCAAAUCGCCUAUGA
Molecule: messenger RNA, 1413 nt
Organism: Suillus subaureus
Lineage: Eukaryota; Fungi; Basidiomycota; Agaricomycetes; Boletales; Suillaceae
Product: aldehyde dehydrogenase
Exons: 11
Coding region: 1-1413 (470 amino acids)
Biological process (GO): aldehyde metabolic process
Cellular component (GO): cytoplasm
Molecular function (GO): aldehyde dehydrogenase (NAD+) activity
Source: RefSeq, a predicted model, not a curated record